AUGUACCUCCUCAAUUUAUGGCUUCAUUUGAUGGAGCGGUGCAAACUGGUGCGUGUGUGAAACAUCAUCUGAGGGGAUUUAACUUCAGUCGGGAUCGGGAUUACCUUUGUUACAGGUCUCGGUGAAUCAACCAGCAGAUGCAGUAGACGUCUGGCGCCAUGGCCUCAGAUGCAAGUCACAUGUUAGAAGCAGCCCUGGAGCAAAUGGAUGAUAUUAUUGCCGGCUCUAAGGCUGCGGUUGAGUACAGUAAUGGGCUGUAUGAUCUGGGUUCUCCCGUGAGCGUCGGGCCUCUGCAGAUUCUGCAGUUGGCUGAGGAACUGCGACUGGCUCUGGAGCUGCAGGUCGGAGAGGAGGGCCGUACCUCGCUGCGCUCCCAGCUGCCCUGCAGCACCGCGCAGACCCUUAUGGACUGGCUGGAAAGGGGAUCGGUAAACCAUCAGUCCUCCAGCAACAAUGAGAGCUAUCAGGAGAGGUUGACGAGACUAGAAGGGGACAAAGAGUCUUUGGUUCUGCAGGUGAGCGUCCUUACUGACCAGGUUGAAGCUCAAGGAGAAAAGAUCAGGGAUCUGGAAAGCUCCUUGGAGGAACACCACCAUAAACUCAUUUCUACUGAGGAAAUGCUCCAGCAGGAGCUCCUCAGUCGAACUUCUCUGGAGACGCAGAAACUAGAACUGAUGGAUGAAGUUUCCUGUCUGAAACUCAAGCUGGUCGGUAUGGAGGACACACACAACCACAUCGAUGAAGAGGACAGACAUCAUAAGGCUGAGAGUGUUGUAAACCUAAUAAGUGAACUGCAGGAGCAGAUGUGUAAAUUCCAGGAGGAAAUCAGCACUCGCAUUCAGAAACAGCAGGCCCUCGAGAGCCAGGGGGACGCAGCGGCACGCGAGGCUCAUGACCAGAGCCCCGAUGUGGGCCUCGGUGCCUCGGACGCAGAGGAAUGUGGCUGUCGCUGCAGAGGCGGAGGAGAGAAUGCUUUGCUGCAGGAGCUCCACCUUCUAAAGACCAAAGUUGAUGAACUUGAAGGAGAGAAAUCGCAAUAUGAGAGGAAACUCAAAGCCACAAAGGCCGAGAUGGGCAAACUCCAGCAGCUGCUCGCCGCCAAAGAUGCCGAAAUCCAGCGUUUGCAGAAUCAACUCCUGUCCAGGGGAACCAUCAGCAGUGACAUCACAGAGAUAGAGGAAGUGUAUUUGAGAAAACUGAGAGACAAAUAUCAAGAAUUACAGAGGCUGAGAUCAGGAAUGGAGACGUUGGUAGCUACCAAUAAUGAAAAGGAUCGCCAUAUAGAGGAACUCAUUGCCAUGUUAGGCCAGUACAGAAAAAUGAAAGAUGGCUUAACACUUACUCAAGUGGCUAACGGUCCGUUGCUGAGCGGCAGUAGUGAAGAAGACCUCAGUGGCGGUCGACAAAUCAGAGCCCUGACUCAUAAAGCAUACUCGGAUAUUAUCAGAUCAGAACUGCAGAUGUCUUCACGAGGACCCUCGCCGCUUCUGGUCUCUCCUCCGGGUCUGCAGAGAGAGCUGGACUCCAGGUCGAUUUCACGAAUGCUGUCCACCAGCCUGGAAGAGCUUCAAAGCGGGAGCUUACAGCCGCAUGUGGUGGGACAACCUAUAGAAGCUGUUUUAGAGAAUCGAUAUCAUACAGAAAACAACAAGUACCAGACCCUCCCAGGAAUUUUUUGUCGUCCGGAGCAGAACAGCAUGAGACUGCAGGCGUCUUCACCGCUGCAGCUGUCUCCCGACGAAAGCGAAGGCAGCGAGUUUAACUUAAGACCGCAAGGAAACCAUGAUCAGUUUGUUAUUGGAAAGUCUGAGAAGGCGGAUGACUCAACGCUGUCUGACCUUUCACCCAUAUCAUCUGGGGUCGAUUCAGGCCAGCAGUCGCCUGUUUCGCCAGAAAACAAGAAGAACCAGAAAGGAUUCAGAAAACUUUGGGGAAAGAUCAGAAGAACCCAGUCAGGCAGUCUCCCUGCAGAUUCUGAUUCGGAGUUUAAGAGAGGAGGCUUCAGGGCCACGGCUGGCCCUCGACUCACCUGCCUUGGCAUCGUUGCUUCUCCACGUGAGAUGAACGCUCCCUUCUCAAAGUGGUCAUGUGAUCAGGUCUGUGCUUGGAUGGAGCACUUUGGGCUGGGUCAGUACGCACAUAUGGCCAGACAGUGGGUCACUAGCGGCCAGACACUGCUUUCUGCUUCUCCACAGGACAUUGAGAAGGAGCUGGGAAUAAAACACCCUCUGCAUAGGAAGAAACUUCAGCUGGCUCUGCGCUCCCUUAACACAAAGAUCACAGAGAAAUCUUCUGAACUUGAUCAUGUGUGGGUCACACGUUGGCUGGAUGAUAUUGGUUUACCGCAGUACAAAGACCAGUUUAGUGAAGCACGUGUGGACGGGAGAAUGCUGCAGUACUUAACAGUGAAUGAUCUACUGUUCCUUAAAGUCACUAGCCAACUGCAUCACCUCAGCAUCAAGUGUGCCAUUCACGUCCUGCAUGUGAACAAGUUUAACCCCAACUGCCUGAAGAGAAGACCUGGAGAUGAGAACAUGACAUCGCCUUCUGAGGUGGUUCAGUGGUCCAAUCAUCGCGUGAUGGAGUGGCUGAGAUCGGUCGAUCUGGCAGAAUACGCCCCCAACCUAAGAGGCAGUGGAGUGCAUGGAGGACUGAUAAUUCUGGAACCACGUUUUAACUCCGAAACCCUCGCCAUGCUCCUGAAUAUCAACCCUCAGAAGACUCUUUUGAGGAGGCACCUGGCCACCAAGUUCAACACACUGGUGGGUUGUCAGGCUCAGCAGGAGAAACGAGAGUUCAUGGAAUCACCAGGCUACACGCCGCUGACCACCACAGGAAAAGUCCGGCCUCGUAAAAUGGGUUUCUCCACUUUCGGGCAGCGUAAGAAACGCUGCGAAGACUGCACAGACUACAUUUGCCCUCUGGACGCAUCCCAAGCCCAGGCUCUGCUCAACGGGACCAGCCGGCCCUAUAGCGGCUUCAGGGGUCUGAGCCCCAUCUUUGACAGAGACCCAGAGAGGCGGGAGCAGGUGGGACCCCCACAGAACUGAUGCUGUACUAGCCAUCACCACAGAGCUUGCAGCCAAUAACCCUCCACCCAUAUCCCACAAAUCCACGCCAACCUCCAACACACCCUGCUUUCCUUCAAUGCCAUUAUGUAACACCCCAGCAUCCCUCAUUGAUCUGUCUGGACGCUUCAGAAAGACACUCAAUGGAUCCAAGGGUUCAAUACUGUAUUAUGACAUCAUCUCACCAUGGCAACAUGGUGAUAUUAGAGGGUUGCCCCAAAACAGUGCCACUUUACCUGUGAUGGACAGUGAAAAAUCGUCGAUUAUUUUUGUUAAUUGUUUAAAAAUGUUUUAAUCUGAGCUUUAUCAAACAGGUAUUCCAUUUUUAUAACCUAACACCUACUUUGUGCUGUUUUAAAAGACAAUGAUAUUUAUGCAAUAUUUGCAUAUUUUAGGGAUUUAUUUAAUGGUAUAUUUAUGUUGGUGAAUUUUAAAUACACACGCAAAAUACUUCACGUUCGAAAACUGCACAUUUUGACAAAUGUGACUUACCUGGUUAUUUUCAUACAAUAAAAUGUAGAAUGAUAUUUUUAUAGGUAGAAAUCUUGACUCUUCUGUUAAUGAAGAGCUCUUGUCUGUUCGUUGUAAUGAUAUAUCUCAAAACUAUUGUGACAUACAGACGAUCAAUAAACCUCAUCAACCACUGAUAUUUGCAGUGUUUUU
This is a messenger RNA of Triplophysa rosa, 3731 nucleotides long. It is a transcript of the gene ppfibp2b, whose product is annotated as PPFIA binding protein 2b. Bases 159 to 3050 code for a protein of 963 amino acids. NCBI's taxonomy places the organism in Eukaryota, Metazoa, Chordata, Actinopteri, Cypriniformes, Nemacheilidae. Gene Ontology annotation, cellular component: presynaptic active zone. The transcript is spliced from 27 exons. Gene Ontology annotation, biological process: neuromuscular junction development. The record is from RefSeq and is a predicted model, not a curated record. Gene Ontology annotation, molecular function: protein binding.